Molecule: messenger RNA, 501 nt
Organism: Penicillium manginii
Lineage: Eukaryota; Fungi; Ascomycota; Eurotiomycetes; Eurotiales; Aspergillaceae
Exons: 1
Coding region: 1-501 (166 amino acids)
Source: RefSeq, a predicted model, not a curated record
AUGAUACAGGUGCGGCUAGAAAUGUCUCCGGGGCAGGGUGUCGGCCCACUGCUUUUCGGAAUCUCGAUCAAGGAGGCAAUGCGUAUCGCGUCCUCGUGGGGACAAGUUUCACCGACCGCUCCGGAUUCGGAGUCCGGAGACUUCAAAGUACUCGUCCAGCACCCGCAGUUCGAAGUGGUGCUCAUCUGCGACGACGGCGCCACGCUGACUGCUGUCGAGGUAUGGCGAUUCGAGGAAGACGACGCCGACGUGCAGGUAACUUUCUCGGGAAGAGACAUUUUCCGCACGCCCGCCCGUCAGCUCGUUCGACUCCUGACUGAGGAAGGGAAUGCCGCCGGAUCACUUGACGAGGAAGCGCUCGACGAGGAGGUAACGGUAUUCCCUGAAGUUGCCUUAUUGCUUUCACGGGAUACGAGUCGGGAGGUAACGGUGGAUCCGGAAGACAAACUGCCACUCUUUUUCCAUUAUGCGCUCCUCGCCCCCAGCGGAUACUUCGAUUAG